This is a messenger RNA of Melozone crissalis (California towhee), 991 nucleotides long. RefSeq lists its product as uncharacterized. Gene Ontology annotation, biological process: cell surface receptor signaling pathway. Gene Ontology annotation, molecular function: transmembrane signaling receptor activity. The record is from RefSeq and is a predicted model, not a curated record. Lineage: Eukaryota; Metazoa; Chordata; Aves; Passeriformes; Passerellidae.
AUGGCACAGCUGAGCUUCAUCCUGCUGCUCGCCUCUCUCCCGAUCCUUUUCCCGCCGGUGAAGCCCUCAGACCUCUCCCCUCCCGCCCCCAGCAUCUCGGUGACACCGGCCAAGGCGCGUUUCCUGGUGGGCGAUGCCGUGUCCAUCUCCUGCGCCGCGCCGGCGCCACCCGGCACCGACCGCAUCCAGGCCUUCCGCUUCACCGGCACCUCGGGCUGGGCCAGCGACGUCCGUACGUCCCGCCGGACGUCUGUCCACACCUUCACCGUCACCGGGCCCCGCGACGGCGGCUUCCACACCUGCUCCUACAGCGUCGUCCGGCGCGGUGGCCGUGUCCUCCACUCGCCUCCCAGCCGGGCUGUAUUCGUCAACAUCCGAGACCGCCCGACCCAACCCAACCUGACGGUGACACCCUCGGGCCUCAUGCAAGGGCAGCCCCUCCUCUUCCUCUGCAUGGCCCCGCCCAGCAAAGCCCCUCGGCGCCACUUCCGCUUCCUCCGGGAUGAGCUCGAGGUCUCCGAGGGCAUCGUGGAAAGUUCUGGAAGCGCCCGGCUGAGGGUGGAGAGGAGCGGCCAGAACCAGACCGGGAACUUCAGCUGCAGCUAUGAGGAGAUGACCGAGGGGCGCUGGAUUGCCUCCUACCCCAGCCAGGCCGUGGCAGUGGUGGUGGAAGACCCUUGUCCGCCCCCCGUGCUUUGGGUGGAGCCUCCGUCUGGCGUGGUCACCGCGGGUCAGCGGCUGCGCCUGACCUGUUCCGCGAGCCGACGUCACUUCCGGCGCCGCUUCCGCUUCUUCCGCGAUGGCGUGGAGCUGACUCCGGGUGACCUCAUCGAUGACGUCAUCAGUGACGUCACUGGUGAUGGGUCCCAGCUGGUGUUCCCGCAGAUUUCGCCUGAAUUUUCCGGGAAUUUCAGCUGCCGGCUGGAGGAGGAGGUGGGCGGGGCCUGGGUGGAGGCUCCGCCCAGUGAAGGCGUGGCCGUGGUGGUCAUGG